AUGAUCAUUGGUAUCCUGUUCGCAUCGCACGUCUACUAUCACGCCAUGGGUGGCCAGGGAUUCUUGAAGGCCAGACGAUAUCAGGAAGAGGUACAUAAGCUGGACAACGGAACACAAUUGUAUUUGCCGAUGCGUAAAGUUGAGAAACCUGUGCAAGGGAAGCCUUUCUGGGACCUGAUUGGCAGGUCGCCCAAAAAUAUUCCUUUCUACACAUGUGGAGAUCAGCUGAACAGCUGUGACACUUUUGGUCAGCCAGACAUAUGCUGCCCAGUGACGAUGGCAUGCUAUCGCGCAAAGUUUACACCAUCUGGAAUCGCUUGUUGCAACUCGUCAGCAGAUAAAUUCGACUGUGAACCUUCCGAAGAUAACCCUCCAACGUGUAUGAAAGGUACUGUUCAAUGUUCCGAAGCAACAGGAGGCGGAUGCUGUCCUUCUGUAUCAGAAUGUUCGCCGAAUGGAUGUAUCCAUGUUGUCAGCGCCAGUAUCCUCGGCGCCAGUCCGACAGAUUCAUCUUCUGCCAAUGACGUAUCCGAAUCUGCUCUUUCAACUUCUUCUGUGACACGUAACAGUAUGAGCGCUGUGGAAACUCCACUCUCUACAGUCACCGUCACCCAACAGCCGGCUUCAACGCAAACCCUUGCCAAGGCGGGAGAAGUGAUGCAAGCCAGAGGAUCGAAGGGGUCCAUUGUGAUGGCACUUUGUGUACCGUAUUCUACAGCGUGUCUGCUAGUUGGCGUUGCCACGCUGAUGGGAUUACUAUAGGCUGAUCCAGCAAAUUUGGAUGUAAUUGGACAGCUGGGGCCGGCAAAUGUCUCUGUUUGUGCCCGCAAAGACAGUCUUCAUUUUGGGAGAUAUAGACACUUGAGACUUCACAAUGACCGACGGCACGAAAAUAUGGAGCUUCUCUUAACAAAGCUUCCAAAAUGCGCGAUCAAGGUGAAGAGAAUAUAUUUAGUCAACCGAUGCAAG
Cadophora gregata is the source of this 969-nucleotide messenger RNA. RefSeq lists its product as uncharacterized. The record is from RefSeq and is a predicted model, not a curated record. Bases 1 to 762 code for a protein of 253 amino acids. Lineage: Eukaryota; Fungi; Ascomycota; Leotiomycetes; Helotiales; Ploettnerulaceae. The transcript has 2 exons.